Molecule: messenger RNA, 1780 nt
Organism: Vitis riparia (riverbank grape)
Lineage: Eukaryota; Viridiplantae; Streptophyta; Magnoliopsida; Vitales; Vitaceae
Product: UDP-galactose/UDP-glucose transporter 7
Exons: 7
Coding region: 465-1439 (324 amino acids)
Cellular component (GO): Golgi apparatus
Molecular function (GO): UDP-galactose transmembrane transporter activity; antiporter activity; UDP-glucose transmembrane transporter activity
Source: RefSeq, a predicted model, not a curated record
GCCACAAACUGAUGGCGAUGGCAAUCCAAUUGCUUUCAACAUUCAACAAUUCCACGCCAGCUGUUUUCGAAAAUCCCCACCCUCCUCAUGUGCUUUGUCUUUCUUCUUUCCUUGGCUCUCAUUUUUAUAUUGCUUCUCUCUAUUUUCCACACACCCCACCUCCCCCACUUCCUCCACUUCCCUUGUGGUCUUCUCAUCCACCCAUUUCUCUUUCCCCCUCCAUUUAUCUGGUAAUCUUUUAUUGAUUCCUUCCAGUUUCUAUUCAGCUGGUGUGUUGUUUGUGUUUUAUUGAUGAUUUUGUGAUUUGGGUUUGUUUCGUUUGCGUGGUCUUGUUUGAGAAUUGGGUACUAGGAGGAGAUAAAAGGAUUUUUCUUGGAUUUGGCUAUGUGAUCGGGCUGCAGUGGUGGGAUUGAAAUUGCUCUUGAAAAGGGUAUUUUUCAUUGCUUUUUAUCUCGUUCUCAACCAUGGAAAUUCGCAGUAUUGAUGCGGAACCAAGUCCUUUUUUGAGUUUGACUUCUGCCUUCUCAUAUGGGGUUGCUUCAAUGGCCAUGGUGUUCAUCAACAAGGCAGUUCUCAUGCAGUAUUCAUCCUCGAUGACCCUUCUCACUGUUCAGCAAUUGGCGACAGCCUUGCUAAUACACUUUGGUCGAGUGAUGGGUUACACAAGAGCUAGAGGGAUAAAUAUGGCUAGUGCAAAACGGCUUUUCCUUGUUUCACUAUUCUAUAAUGCAAAUGUGGCAUUUGCUUUGGCAAGCUUGAAAGGAGUUAAUAUUCCAAUGUAUAUUGCAAUUAAAAGACUUACACCUCUUGCUGUACUGAUAGCUGGAUUUUUUUCGGGAAAGGGGAGGCCCUCAACACAGGUAUCACUUUCAGUAAUUUUGACUGCUGCUGGUGUUAUCAUAGCUGCGUUGGGAGACUUUUCCUUUGACCUUUUCGGAUAUAGCAUGGCCCUUACUUCUGUUCUCUUCCAGACCAUGUACCUUGUGUUGGUGGAGAAGUCUGGUGCAGAGGAUGGGCAUUCAUCAGUUGAGAUCAUGUUUUACAACAGUUUUUUGUCUCUUCCAUUUCUAUUAUUUCUCAUCAUAGCUACUGGAGAAUUUCCAAAUUCUUUGUCAUUAUUAGUUGCAAAGAGUAAUUCAUUAUCAUUUUUGGUGAUCCUUAUUCUUUCGUUGGUGAUGGGUAUAGCUCUGAACUACACGAUGUUCUUAUGUACAAUAGUCAAUUCUGCUCUAACAACAACCAUUGUUGGAGUCCUCAAGGGGGUUGGGUCCACGACCCUUGGUUUUGUCUUACUGGGUGGAGUGAAGGUACAUGCAUUGAAUGUGACUGGAUUGGUUAUCAACACGGCUGGUGGUGUGUGGUAUUCAUAUGCCAAAUAUCAGCAAAAGAAGAGCAAGCCACCAAAGCUAAUGUCUGAUUUGGAGGCUCAUAGGAAAUGAAAUCAAUAAUAGAGGAUUUCAGGUGGUUACUAAUUCUUGGUUCUUUAAGUCCAUCUCUAUGAAUUGUAUCAUUCAUUAAUGAAGUAAUAAACAUGUCUUUCAUUUCAUAAUGAUCUCUUGAUAGUUCCUUAAACAUGAUUUAAUACAAGACAUCGCCCUUUACACGACAAGAGUGACACAUUCAAAAAGUUGGUCAAAUAGAAUUAUGAUGACAACUGUUAAUUGUUGUAGAUGAUGGGGAUUUGUAUCUAAUGACUGUCUUGGUGGAGUCUGAUGUUUCCUUCCAAGUAUAGUCACAAGAGUUGCCAUUAUAACAAACAACUUCAAAUUGGGUGCUCAAA